This is a messenger RNA of Podarcis lilfordi (Lilford's wall lizard), 14550 nucleotides long. The record is from the annotation of a GenBank genome assembly. NCBI's taxonomy places the organism in Eukaryota, Metazoa, Chordata, Lepidosauria, Squamata, Lacertidae.
CGUUACCCUUUUAAGACUCCCUGGCGCUGGGCGGGGAGGAGGCGCGGCCUAAGCUCGGGGCCACGCCCACCCUUAUAAAAAGAGGCUGCGUCUCUCGUCCGCCUUCAUUGAGCCAGGAAGUCGCGGUCCGGAGAGGUGCCGGGAGAUGGCAGCGGCGGCGCGUGCGCAGUAACAACGCUGCGGGGACACGGGACAUGUCGAGCCCCGGCGCUGCCCUACGGGUAAGGGCGGGAGGCAGGCUGCGGGAACGGAGAGAACGUGAGGAUUCGGGGACACGUGUAGAUUUUUUUUUUUGAUGGCGUCAGCAUAGCCCCGGGCCGGGGCAGCGCGAGCGCAGCGGCGCCUCGCUAGGGCGGGCUGGAGACCUGGGGUGGCGGCGAAGCGCCCGACGGGGCUUCCACUCUUCGUGGGUCAGAUGCUGAUGCUGCUGCCGCCGCCACUGCGAAGGGGCGAGAGCGCGACCCGCUUUGCCCGCCGCUCGGUUCCCUCCCGCCAAGGUUGGCCGGGCUGUGCCGUCCUGCCCGUCGAGGCAGCCUCCGCCUGCGGAAGGGCGGCUUAGUCAUCCCCGCCCUGGAAGGAGGACCGGCGGCGGCGGCGGAGAGGAGGGCGACGGGGCACCUGCCGCGCAGGUAGGGCGAGGGCCGUUGCCACGCAACCGCCCGGGCGGAGGCGGCGAGCUGCUGCCCGACGGGGCAUCCCUGUCUCCUCUGCUGCCUGCCCUUCGCUCCCUGGCCCGCUCCCGAAGGGCUUCUCCGGCGCACGGUCUCUUCCUGCCGCGGCAGGUGUGCAUGACGGAGGAGCGCAAGCCCGCCCUCCGCUCCCACCUCUUCAGGAUCGGUGCCUUCAGCUGCGGCGAAAACGUUUUGCACGGGAUGCAGAGGAGAGGGACUCGGGGGACACCUGGGCCGCGACGUCACUACCCCCCCUUGCUUCUUGUGCCUGCGCGGUGUCAGGCUCCCUUGUCGCCGCCUGGCUGGGAAACUGAGGCACUGGCAGGGAAAGGCUGGUGGGGCGAACGGCAGCCAUUGUCUCACUGGUGCCAGCCUCUGGGCCGGGGCAGAGGAGGGGUCGCUGCAGCGGGAGCAGCUUCCAGGGCGGCGCAAGGUGGUGGGUGGCAGCUUGAGCCUGCCACUGAGCCCCAGGCCUCCUCUGCAUCUUGGGUUUCCAUGACAUUUUCCUUAGAAGCUGGUCUUUUCCUGUGAUCCAAAUGAUAGCAGCCAAACAUGAAAGAGGGAGCGAUUUCUGUGCCUGUUUUCCCUGGCCUUGGAAGCUUGGUGCUUGCAUGUGUGCCAUUUCUUCCUAGGUGCAGAUAGGGCUGUCCUGGUUGGUCCUGUUGGGGUGACUGUUGACGCCGGUUAAGGUUAGGAUGUCUCUCAGCCCCUGCACAUGUCUGCUUGGACAUGAGCAUCACGAAGGUUGCUGUGUAAGCGCAUUGAGGACUACAGCCUUAAAUCCCUCAUUUUUGAAACCUGGUGUUGCACCCUGGCUGCGUCUCAAGAGGUCUUGUGCACAAUGGCCUUUAAAUGGCUUGACCAGCAUGCUGCUUCAUCUCUGCCUGCAGGUUUUCAGUUCUUAAUAUUUGCUGGGAUGUGGUGAAUUCUGCACCCCCGCCGUUUUAUAGAAAGGCGCAUUUUGGCAAGGCAGAAGGUAGGGCCAGUUCCGAGGGGGCAGAACAGUGCGCUUGAGGUCACAGGGCAUUAUUUCUGGAGAUGGUUCUGCUACUGUGAUGGCCCUUCAUGCAGCAAAUUCCCUUACUCUUGAGAAGGCACAUUUGCUGAGGCACUGUUGAUAUGUGCACUGCUUUUUGUGCUUGUUGGACUACCAACUUGCAGCAGCUGGCAUGACCAGUAGUCACUGAGGGAUAAUGGCAGUUGGAGUUCUGCAACACAUUGAUGAGGGCACCAUGUUGGUUCUUAGCUCAGAACUAUUCAGAUAGGAAAGGGGGUGGAUUUGGGGAUUUAGUGUGUUCCACUUCCAUGUGCAGGAAACGGAGAGUGGUCAGCCUUUCCCUCGGUGGGCAAAGGCCCCUCAGGACUGGCCAGGAGCUGCCCAUGUUCUCAAGUGUGCAAGCACCAGGCUAGUUGAGUGAGAAGAGACUUUGGUGUAAAAUUGCUUUGCCUUAUCUUUCUGAAAUCUGCAAGGGGUGUGUGUUUGAAAGCAGCUGAUGUGUUGGACCAGCCUCUAUAGUUGGCUGAGGCUGAUGGGACUUGUAGUCCAACAGAUCUGGAGGCAGCAGGCGGGCGAAGGCUGACUUGUAUCCUGGGCUGAUCAAUUGUGUUCUUUAAUGGUUUUGAUUCUGGUCAGUCAGAGGGGGAGGGAGGCAUCUGACAACCCCCUAACUCUAAAGGGGCGAAGAAUCUUCUACUGCUUCUUUGGCAACAAAUGUGGAGUCUAUUAUCACUGCUGUCUAAUGUGGGAGCUCUCAUAAGUUGUCACGUCCAGGACACACGGACACACACACACCAAGUUUCUUCUUUAGUUGAUUUAAAUUUUUAUUAAAAAAAAUUAGCUAACAAUUGCAUCUUCAGAGUCAAUCUGACAAAGAUGUUAUUCCCUCACCUCUUCUACCUGGAGAGUCCAAGUUGCAUUUCUUGUGCGGAAAAUACACACUUGCCACAAUGCACUUCCCCAGUUUCGUUGUGGAGAUGUAAGCAUGUACAAAGCAGGUUGAGUUCUGUUGUGUUGGAUAUGCCAUGUCUGUUCCAGUUCUUAUCAUGGGCCAAGGGUGAUAAACUGGCCUCCAAACAUCCUCUAUUUAUGGGGUGGGGGGAGAGCUUUGGGCAUCAGUUCUUCUCAACAUCUGAGAUGCCGAACCUCUGAGCUUUGGAGUAACUUUAAGGCUCAUAUCACAGACAGGACAAUUGCAGUGGAGAUUCUUCCCAGAGGCAGGCCAGGAGAGAGAUUUGAACCAGGGACUUCAGAAGUCAGCCUCUUAGCUGUGCUUCUCCCUCCCAAGCAGUCCCCUUCCCCUUUCGGGGUCAUUUCCAGGGGUACACACCAUUCUCAGGGCCCAUGACCCCGGGGUCCUUCUGCAAGCAAAAUCCAGCCUAAACCCCCACUGCGUUCGCUACUCAGUGUUGGAAAUGCAAGAGGAAAGGGGCUCUUCUUUCCUAAAUAAGGGGUUCCUUGAGACAAGGUUGCCACCUUUAAAGGCCACCGUGGGUUUCAGGAGAUUCUCAGCUCCCAGCUCCCAGCUCCCAAGAAAGAAAUGUCAGCUUUGUUGCCGUCCAUCCAGCAAGGGAUUCUCUCUUGGACUCACCAGACCAUCUCCCCAUUCCUCGCAUGUCUAGCUCUUCCCCGCCACCCCAAAUCCUGGUCUCGCUUUGCUCAAUUCUUCUGCCUCAGAUGUAAGUUUUCUUUCUGCAACUCUGAGCAAACCCAGGGCGCUCUCUCUCUCUCUCUCUCUCUCUCUCUCUCAUAGGUUUUUUUUGGGGGGAACCUACCAGAGUUUGGAAGUAUGUACAGAGUUUAGCGUCCAUGUAGGGAGAAGUCAAGGGUUUAGUCCUUGUGGGCUUGUUUGGCGUGUGAGGAUAUCUGGGGAGCUCUUCAAAAGGCACUGCGGCGCAGGACUCCAUGAAACAUGAGUGUCCCUUCCUAUGGCAGCAUCUUAGAGUUGGAAGGGACCCCGAGUGGCUGGGGAAACCCAGCCAGAUGGGCAGGGUAUAAAUAUUAUUAUUAUUAUUAUUAUUAUUAUUAUUAUUCUGUCCAGGCCUCUGCAAUGCAGGAGUCCUGAAUGGGAAUCGAACCCAUGACCUUGGCAUUAUCAGAACUACACUCUAACCAACCAAGCUAAGCUCAGGGGUAAAUGACGUAUUUGAGUCCAGUAAUGUUAUCUGGGUGCAUUUUCAGGAGUUUCAUGGGUGGUGUUGGUUGUUUUGCAGAAUUUAGCUGUUCGUGACCGAAUUUUUGCCUCCAUUGUCAAACCCUCGCCAUCAUCUCCUCCGGUCUUCUUUCUCGGCUGCCUUUUGCAUUGAUCUGCGCAGCUGCCCCUUGGCUGUCAAAAUCCCCUCCCACCUGUGCAUUUCUCCCUUGAAAACUCAACUCCACUCCCUUUGGGGUUUCUAGGGCUCUGCUCCUUCUGUGUCCCCAGGCAGUCGGAUGUUUCUGUGGGUCAGGCUGUUCCAUAUGCUCAGUAUGCUACAUCUCUUCCAGCGUGCAGGAGACAUGCCUUGUGCCCAGGCCCAUAGGCCCACGUGCAAAAGCCCUGUUGGGUUCCUGAGCAUCAGGCAUGUGGACCAGGACACACCUGCUUCCCCUUUCACAAUUGCACCCCUCUGUGUGUGGGUGGCUUCCAUCUGUGAUGGGCUGCAGCCCGCAAUAGCCCUAGCAACUUCAGGAAAUAAAGAGAGGCUCUAGCGUGUUGGGCAGGGUCUUGUUAAGGUUUCUUGUGUUGCUCUGCAGAGGCAGGCAGUCUUGUGGAAGGACCGCAGAGGAGCUGGGAGGUAUAGCUGGACAGCCCUGGGCACUCGCACCUCACAAGACUUCCCCACCGCUUCUCAUAUUUACUCCCAAAUCUGAGCAAACAAACAAUCAGGUUUUCUCUGGAUUGACGUUUGCUCUGAUUUAUUGCUUAAAGAUGAGGGCUUUCCUGGGCAAAACCGCUCGGACCGAGUGCCUAGGAAGUGUGGGCAAAGCAGGAAUCUGCUUUUUUAUUUUACUGCCUUCCCUUGGCGAGCAAGCAGCCUUGAAACACUGCAACACCCUCCAGCAUUUGCAAGCAGCACUUGGAGGGGAAACCACAGGAAAUUAUAAACGCAGAAAUUGAGCGGCAUCAGGAAACUGGUUUUUUCAGGCUCUCCUCACCUUAAGAGUCCAGGGGUGGGGGAACGGAACAGGAAGCCUGUUGAGGUUUGUGUUGAGUGGUGUGGCUUGCUGUGGGCGGCUGAUCCUUCAUUAUUUUAAAGAGUAGCGGGUGGGUGGGAAGAUACUUAGCAGGACUGAAUGGUGGUACGGAGGGGAGGGGCCAGCAGGCUGCGGCUGGAGAAGCCCAGGUGUCUGUUGCAACCUGGAGCCCCAGAUGGCCUGGCAUCAUCUACCUGUGAGCAAAAUCCUGCAAGGCUGACGCCACUGGAGAUUACGUAAGGGGCUGCACAGCACUCCUUUUAUGAAUUCUAGGAAGGACAUGAUACGUGCUACUUGCCAACAGUCCAGUUUGCACUGGCGGGGGGGGGGCGUUUCCUCUUCCCUCCCUCCCUCCCUCUCUCCUGGGUUUUAUUGGGAUCUCAGGAGCGUGUUUUGCGAAAGUGCCUCUGAGUUCAGCUCUGGAUAAAUCUCAAGGGGAGGAGGAGGAGGAGGAAAUGACGUCAUGUGGUUGUCAAGCAGGGAAGAGCUGCAGGCUGGGUUUGAUGAGUUGGCUGCUAGUAAUGGGUCCCUCCCUCCCUCCCUCUUUGGAGAUUUACUCAUGAUACUUGGUGGUUAAGCAGGCAAAAUUAGGUUACCACUAGAGAGAAAGAGAAGCAGCAGCUGCCUCCACCUCCGCCUCCUCUUCCUCCCUGUGCAAAAGGCAGGCUGGAUAAAUGCAGCUCUGUGUUCCCCCGAGGGCAGCAUGGCGCCUCUCCCGGCACCCUGGCUGAACCACAGGAAGGAAUCCCGGUUGUUGUUUUUUUAUCUUGCCAGCCACUUGCUGUGGCCGCAGGAAGGUUUCUUGGCUGGCUGUCCUCUGCCUGAUUUUUCUUUGGCUCUUCGUGCAAGAUUCCGACCCACCCCCCUUCCUACUUUGCAGAUCUCCAUCUACUCCUUUUAUGCGUUGACAGCAUCGCAGGGCUUUGAAUAUGUUUCACUGGAUGCAAGCAGUUAAAACAAAAACCCACUGCUGUAAUAAAUGCUACAGUACAGUGGUACCUCGGGUUAAGAACUUCAUUCGUUCCGGAGGUCCGUUCUUGACCUGAAACUGUUCUUAACCUGAGGUACCGCUUUAGCUAAUGGGGCCUGCCGCUGCUGCACCGCCGCCAUGCGAUUUCUGUUCUCAUCCUGAAGCAAAGUUCUUAACCCGAGGUACUAUUUCUGGGUUAGCGGAGUCUGUAACCUGAAGCGUCUGUAACCUGAGGCGUCUGUAACCUGAGGUACCACUGUACAAGCAGCCUGUUUAAAGCAUCCUUGAGAUAGGUUUGGAUUUCAGCUGACUCGCAAGUCACUGACCAUUCAUCCCGCCCAAUUUUUUCGCCCCCCAAAGGGGACCUGAGAUAUGUGGCUUCUGGGAAUGUCUGUAUCCCAUUGGUGGGAGCUGGUGGUCAGUGUUGUGGACUGGGAGCUGCCCCCAUGACUGCCCUGUAAGAUUUGACGGCAGCUGAAGGUUCUCUGAAACUCGGGCUCUCAUUAAGAGAGGAAAGAGGCAGUGGCUGGACCCCAGGGCAGGAGGAAUUGGAAUCGCCUCCUGGGAACCUGGCAAAGAACCUUCCUCCCUGUGCUGCUUUGAUGCCGCAAAAGGACAAAGUUGUUAUGGACUGACUGCCUGGACACUUCCUCUCCCCCCCCCCCCACCUCGUGUAUUCAGAAUUUGGACACACAGCAACUUCCUUCAGGGAUUUCAGCCUUCACCUGACUCUGCGUUUUUGUGCUGCCUCACUUUGGGUCCCAUUUUUGCAUUUUCUGGGCCAUAAUCCAAUUUGUAGUUUUGGCUCUCCCUUCCAAGGGAGCCUGGGAGCCUUCCUCUAUGUUCCUUUGCUUUUACUGUUAGGCUUGUCAUCAGCAUCCCGGGCACUUGUCAGAGUAGCAGAGGUGAGUCUCUGCCCCAAGGAGGCCACAAUUGCAGGGAGAAGCCUCUUGCCCCUCUCUCCCUGAAGAAAGUUUUGUUUUUCCUUGCAAGCUUACAGACUGUUUAAAAGCCACCUGCUGCACUACCUGCCUCAGCGACAGUUUCUGCAUUAAUUUUGUGGGUAUUGUAAAUCCCACCCACCCAUCCCCCACCCUCAGAGUCUUUUCCUGGUUGCAUAACUUGAAACUCCAGGAAGUGCACUCAGGGUACUAAUUUUGUUGCCUUCUAAAAAGAAUUAGGUUAGGGUAACUGGAAGCAUUUGCUGCAAAUCCCUGAAUUGUGCCCAGAGCUAUGGGAGCCCCGGAUACCUGGUUCCCUGCACCCAGGGGGGGUGCAUGCUGUUAUUUAAUGAUUUGAAAGCGACCUCCACAUAAGGCACCCAUAUUUAGCACCAGAAGUCUGCUGCUGCUGCUGCUAUGAUGAUGAUGAUGAUGAUGAUGAGAGCCAGCCUCAGCAUCAAUAAUAACAUCACCACCAUCCUAAUGGUGCAGCAAUAAAACUGCUAGCACAUUUGCAAAGCUAAGCAGGGUCUGGUGUGGUUUCAAACUGGAUGGGGAACCACGUUUUGAGAUUGCUUUAUUGGAGAGGGUUGGACUGGAUGACCCCUGGGGGUCCCUUCCAGCUCUCUGAUUCUGUCCCUCCAUUUUGGUGAGCUUUGGGCUGACUUCCUUCCCUCUCUCUCUGCCUCCCCCCCCCAUCCCAGUUUGGCUCUUAUAGCAUUGCGAGUUCCCCUCUCUUGGUGGCUUCCAUUUGUAGAAAAUGGGUUUACGUCUGCUUCACUUUAUUUUUGAGGAGGGAGGAACUGGGCAAUAAAACCAUCCCCAACCCCACCCCACCCACCCCCGCCGCCAGACUCCUGAAAAAGGCCAGGGAGUGGGAGGAUCUUUCCGUCCUCGCCGAUGUGCUGAUGGCAGUGGAGGCUCUGCAUUCCAGAACGGUUUCAAAACGAGAGCUGGUUGCACAACACCCCUGCGGGCGCUGCAGGGGGCAGGCUGGCACAAGGUGUUCUGUGCUUUCCAGGUUUGGCACAGCCCACUGGGAUUUUCAUAUAGCCUGAGCAGGAGGGUGCAGGUGGCCUGAGCCCCACAGCCUUGGGGGGGGGGGCACAGUGGGGCUGUUAACCAGUGUCCUGGGGAGUGUGUCCACCUUUUGGCUUUCGCAAGAUGGCAAAUGGGGUCUGUUUUGCCCAGAAGGUUACCUGCCCCAUCUCUUCAGGGGGUGUGGAGGGAGGUUCUUGUGUUUACUUUGAUGGGACUGUGCCUUGUGCUGGAGACAUACUUUAUUUUGCAAUGCUGAUACAGUGGUACCUCAGGUUAAGAACUUAAUUUGUUCUGGAGGUCCGUUCUUAACCUGAACCUGUUCUUAACCUGAGGGUACCACUUUAGCUAAUGGGGCUUCCCGCUGCCGCCGCGCGAUUUCUGUUCUUAUUCUAAAGCAAAGUUCUUAACCCGAGGUACUAUUUCUGGAUAAGCAGAGUCUGUAACUUGAAGCGUCUGUAACUUGAAGUGUCUGUAACCCGAGGUACCACUGUUUACUGUGUUUUGAUUAGAAAGAAGGUGCCAAUUUGCAGUGCUGAGAGGAGGAGGGGAAGGGAGCAGAGUUUGAAAUUCGCCAUGCGCUUUUUGUACCUGUCUGUCGGCCACUUGCGGCCAAGUGAAGGUGCCCUGGCACCAGCAUGGACCCUGGUGUCUCUACCGUCUGGAGGCACAUGCCUGGGGAUCCUUGGAUCUUGACUGUUUCUACACACUAGCAACACAUCCUGUAGAAUUCCACCCGUUAUUUUUUAUCUGCAGAAUCGGAAUGAAUUUCAGGAACCCAAAAGUCGUAUUGAAACACGGCUCCCUAAAUGGGGACUAGGCGUUACGCGUUGGCGGCUGUAACCCUGGUUUAAGGAGCUGUUUGGCGCCUAACUUAUAUAGCUGAUUUAAAUAUCUGAGCACUGCCAAAGGAGCGCGCUCUCUUUCUCUUAUACCCUUCCAAACCCAGCAUUAUUUAAAUCAGCUGGUUGGGGGGGGGACUGAGUGCGGGUAGCAGUGCUGGGAAGGAGUCUGCACUGGGGAUAUGGGGAGCCGUAGCCACUUCCGCACUCCCUGAAUGCCAUUUCCCUGCCCCACCAUCACCAAGAGGCUCCUUUGAAGCUUUAAAUCUGGGCUCGGGAACCUGAGGGUUUGUGGACCAGUGACAAUGGGAGCUGGAGCCCAGCAAUGUCUAGAUGUCCAUUCAGGUUCCCCUAUCACCCUCCCCUUUAAACAAAGCACCAGGAAACCCGACGGUGGCAUUUCCUGCCUUAGCUAUUGCAAGCAUAUGUGAAAAUGUUUGCCCACUCCGAGUGAGGGCAAUGCUUCCUGCCAUCGCUCUGAACAGGCUAUGUAAUACAAUCACGUCAGGGCUCAAAUCGUGGUGUGUAUGGGGGAGGAAGGGUAGCUCUCCAGGGUUCCCUCCCAGCCUUUACCCAGAGAUGCCGCUGGGGAUUGACGCAGGAACCUUCUGCACUCCAAGCAGGUGCUCUGCCACUGAACUGAGCUACAAGGAGGGCCCUUGACCUAGAAUUGCUACACAAGCCAGCUUCUCCUUCCGCUGUUGUGAGCCUUGAAAAAUUCUUCCUGGGUUGACCCUGGACCUUUGUUGGCUCUGCUGCAUGGGACUAACACACCCUUGUUUGUCUGUCUCCCCCUUUUUUAAAGGCUGCUGAAGUAGCUGGCUACCUGGCGAGGACAGUGGACUUCUGAAAGCGCAGACGUCAGCCAAGCAGCAUGUCCACGGCCGGCAUUGCAGCUCCGGAGAUGAGAGUCCCCUUGAAGAGCAGCUUCCUCCACAAGGGGCAAGGCAUUGGGAGCCUCAAGCCCUGUUGGGGAGGCCAUUUUGAAAAGUGAGUCUUCCUUCAGGGAGGGUACCAGAUCUUUUCUCCCACUCACAUCACUUUCUUGCACUUGGGUAUGGGCUAGUGAUGGUGGCUGGGCCUUUUGCGGCUGUCUCUUCUUCACCUACUGAUUCCCUCCUGUCUCUCCUGGAAAGUAUCCGGUCAGGUUUAAGGUGCUGGUUUGACCUUUAAAGCCUUUUGUGGCUUAGGGCCCUCAUAUUUACGGGACCACCUCUCCUGUUAUGCCCCGCAGAGGACCUUAAUCUCCAUGAAUAGUCAUAGUUUAGAGGUCCCGGGCCCUAAGGAGGUCAGAUUAUCAUCGGCCAGGGCCAGGGCCUUCUCAGUGAUGGCUCCGAUCUGGUGGAAUGCUCUGUCCCAUGAGACUAGGGCCCUGCAGGAUUCAACUACCUUUUGCAGGGCCUGUAAGACAGAGCUAUUCCACCUGGCUUUCAAUUUGAACUUAGCCUGAUCUUUUAUUCCCCUUCCUUCCCUCCCCUUUUUAUGAAGAUUACCUCCUCUGGGAUCCCACAGCUAAUUCUCCCCUGGUCUCCUCGCUGGCCCAAAUAGGACUAAUUUAGCCAGCUAGCCCUGGUGAUCAUCUAAUGUUUAUUGGAUGGAUUUCCCCCCUAAACUGAUUUUUGAAUUCUGAAUUUAUUGUUAUUCACGUUUUAUGCUGUAUUUUAUGCUGUUUUUUUGUUGCACCAGUUAAGUGUUUUAAAUUUGUUGUUAGCUGCCCUGAGCCUGGUUUUCUGAACCAGGAAGGGCGGGCUUUAAAUAAAAAUUUAUUUAUUUAUUUAUUUAUUUAUUUAUUAUUUCAGCCCUUUCUUUAACAUGGAGCCCGUAGCAAUGGCCUACAAUCUGAACUCGUCCGCACAGCAUCACUUAACGUCCAUCGGUAGGUACCUGGCGCCGCCGUCAACCUCAGAUUUAUUUGUGUUGCAGCUCAGAGCUCUUCAGUUGUGACUCCCCCUCCUCCUUCCACUAGCAAUUUGGCUCCUGAAGAUAUCCGCUUUUUCUUUCUAUUGAAGAGGGGGAGGAAGGUUAGCAGGCAGCAGAAAAACCAGCAGUCUUGGCAGCCAGAGCCCUGGAGUGCCCCAUGCUGUCUUGCUUUUAAUAAUAAUAAUAAUAAUAAUAAUUAACAAAACAAAACAAAACAAAAUAAACCAAGAAUAAGGAGCAUAAAGAAAUACUGUUACAGCAAGUUGAAGGCAGCAUUGCCACUGAGUUUGUUGUUCCAUAAAGUUACAAAAAACCCACACCAUACUUUCCAUAAACUUGUUAGGAUAGUUUGUAUGCAUUAUUUUGUAAUAAGUAACCUUAAGCAUAAUUAUUACAGACCAAAUCGUAUCAGUCCGCUCAGAUGUAGUAGGAGAUAGGCUUUUGCCCGCAUUUUUUAGCUGCAAUCUUAGCAGCGGUUAAUCGGGUUUUGAACACUAUUUCUUGAUCAUUUACUGGAAUAACGUGUUUUAGACAGCCAAGCAGAAAUAUUUGAGGUUCCGAGGGCAUAUGAUAUCCUAACACAUCAGAGAUACUGGCCUGAAUGGAUUUCCAGGGUAUUUCUAUUUGAGAGCAGUUCCAAAAGAUGUGUACGUGAACUGCUUUAUUUAAUCCACGUCUCCAGCAUUUAUCUGAUCCUAUCUAUCUAUAGUUCAAUUUAUAAGGUGUUAAAUACCAUUGAGCGAAGGUUUUUAAAUAGUUCUCCUGAAAUUAUAUUAGAAUGGAAGUUGUCCGAAAUCCAGUUCCAUUCUUUCCUGGCUGUUCUUUGAUCUAAAUCCUCAUAUAUGUUAUAAAUAUUAUAUGCAUGUAUAUCUAGAUCUGACUAUAUACAUCUGUGCAUCUGAGUGCACAAUUGAGGCCGAAUGGCUCUAAGGUCAGGGAGGCUUGUGAUACCUCACCCAGCAGUGCUGAGAGGGAUGGAGUCAAGGAGGGGCUUUUGCCAUGUCUGUGAGGCUCCCAGAGGCACCCGGUUGGCCACUUGGGCUCCAUCCAGCCCCUUUUAAUAGAAUUGCAGAGUUCUCAGGGGACCCCAACGACCAUCUAGUCAUCUAAGAACAUGGCAGAGGAGGCGGGGUCUAUCCAUAUCUCCUAGCCAGUGGGACCUCCGUGAUCAGAAGCUGUCUACCAGUCUCAAUAAAAGCCGUGUGCUGGCAAUGAACAGCCGGGUGAAUCUGGCUUUCUCCACUGCGAGGUGCUGGGCAGAGGCAGCGCCUCUGUGGCCUCAUCCAGCAGCCACGCUCGCUCUCCCCUUUGGGGAAAGUUGCGCAUGAAGUGCCCUGUGUCUUGAGAUUAGCAACUCACCCUUCUUCCCCUCUCCCUCUCAGGCCACAUUUCAGACCCUGAUCCAGCACAGAACGGCGGCAGCGACAAGCCCAGCCCCAACGGAGAGAGGCCAGAGGAUCGCGGCCUAGUCCCCGCCUUCGGCAGGCUCUCCCUCGCCGCGUCCAGCGAGGCUGCUCCCCCCACGCCCAUCAAGGGCGGGCCAUCGUUCUCCUUCCCCCCGGCACCUCCGGGUACCGAGCGCAGCACCCGCCCGCUUCCCCCGCUGCCCAUCCCGGAGGAUUUCGUGCACGACGAUGUGGACCGGGAGGUGGAGUUCCUCACCAGCUCCGACACAGACUUUUUGCUGGAGGAGUGCAGCGGCCCUGCUUUCAAGCCCGCCACCUAUGGCAGGCGGAGCUUCCGGGGCUGCGGGCAAAUAAACUACGCUUACUUCGACGCCCCGGCGGGAUCGAAGGCAGAAGAGCCUCCCUCCGCUAAGCAGAGCGGGUGUCCGGCCGGGGUCUGUGCUGCUGUUGCUGCUGCUGUUCCUCCGCCUCCUCCUCCUCCGGCUCCCACGGCGCAUCAGCUCCACCGCCGGUUGCGCCGCUCGCAUUCCGGGCCAGCCGGGUCCUUCCACAAACCGGUGGUGAGGGUCUCCAGCCACUUCCGCCGGGCGUCUCCCAGCUCGGACGACGACAAGCCCGAGGUCCCGCCCAGGGUGCCCAUCCCGCCCAGGGUGCUGAAGCCCGACUACCGGAGGUGGUCCGCCGAAGUGGCUUCCAGCGCCUACAGCGACGAGGACAAACCGCCCAAGGUCCCCCCGAGGGAGCCUCUGUCCUGCAGCAACUCCCGCACGCCCAGCCCCAAGAGCCUGCCCUCGUACCUCAACGGCAUCAUGCCGCCCACCCAGAGCUUUGCCCCGGACCCCAAGUACGUCAGCAGCAAAGCGCUGCAGCGGCAGCACAGCGAGGGCUCGGGCAGCCGGGUGCCCUGCAUCCUGCCCAUCAUCGAGAACGGCAAGAAGGUCAGCUCCACCCACUACUACCUGCUGCCCGAAAGGCCCCCCUACCUGGACAGGUACGAGAAGUUCUUCCGGGAAGCGGAAGAGGGCAGCAGCCUGAGCGCGGAAGGGCAGCUGCCGCCGUCCCUCUGGCCCGAGGCUCCGGAAGAGGAGGCAGCCGGCCUGGCCGGGAUGCUGAACGUUCCGGUCAAGCGCAAGCACUUGCCCUGCAUGGUGUCUCCGUAGGGAAGAGGGAGCCUCGCGAGGAAGGAGGCGUCGGGGAGCUGGCCACAGGCCUUUCGAGGAUGAGGAAGAGGGGCAGAAGCCCGGCCCUCCGGCUUCCGGAGAGGAGCAGGGGGAGGCCCCUCUGUCUGGUGCUGCAGCCGCUGCCUGCGUUGGGCUCGGCUGCCUGGCCCUGGCGGUUCUGGUCCGGGAGAGGACUUGGAGGAGGACGCGAGCGUACAUAGCCAGCAUUGGCCAGUUGUCAUUCAAUAUUCUUAGAGCAAACUUGCAUAAGUAGGGAAAGAAUUGCACUCUUGCUAACAGGACAAGCUGCUUCGGCUGGAAGCAGAAGAGAAAAGAAGCCCCAUUCAGUAUUCUUUUUUCUGCACAGUGGUGGCCACAGUGUGUUUCCACCCCCGCCCCCUUAAAAAAAACCCCUUUCUGCCAAUAUUUGCUCUUCUCCCACUGGUGGGGAAUCCCAGCAGGAAUUAUCCUUGCGGUGGGAGGAGAUUUGGGGGGGGGGGAGGGCGGCAGGGAAGUCCACCACCCAUUUCUGAGCUCGCCUUAGUUUGGAUGGGCUGUUCCACAUGUUUUAGACUUUUGGUCUGGGGUGGGGAAUCUUGCCCCCGGUUCCUAAUCUCCACCUACCCACACCCGGCCACUCAGAUACUUGCCACAAUUCAACUGGUUCUCCUUUACCCACAGCUUCUGGCUUUGAUGAAACCCGAGAAGGACUUUUGUGCGCUAGCUUUAGUGGGUUCCCGGCGACUGUGUGUGUCCUUGCAGUUGGGUAGCUGGAGCUCAGUCUGAACAGCACCCUGGGUGAAGCAGCAACCCCCCUUUCCCCACCACCCCAAUAUUUUAAAAAAUGGGACCAACUUCUGUUCUCCAGGUGGUGUUGGGAGAAUGUGUUUAUGCAUAGCAGUGAGGCCCAAGCUGGUCUUGAGCCUGUCUUGUCCAGUGUUCUGCAGGAUGGUGGAAGAGGCUGGGCUCGCGUUACCGAGUCCUCUUUGAAGGCGGCCCAGUCAGGGUUGGUGAAGGGUGUUGCCGGCUCUCUCCCCACCCCCCUUGCACACUCGCACGCACACCCACACACUUCCACUUAUUCCCGCAGGCCCCAGGGGGACGGUGCUUUCUGGUCAGGGUCCAGCGUGGCCUUGGCUUUUCCCAAUGGACGCAACUGCGGUUUACAGUGUAAAAUAAAGUUCGCUUGGGAGUUGUUGUUGCCUCCCACCCCUCUGAAACCGUCUGGGAAGCUGACUUGGUUCUAGUACAAACUCUAAAUGAAGGCAAUGUUCACAUUCUGGAAAUAAUAUUGAUAAUAAUGCACUGAGAGAGGUCCUGCAUCAGGUGUACAGUAUUGAGGAAGAAUGACGUCGUUCACUUUGUAUUUUGGAAUAUUUCCGUGUCUUGGAUUUUAAUAAAGUUAUAAUGUACUUAUUUAUGAUAACACCA